Molecule: messenger RNA, 843 nt
Organism: Cotesia congregata
Lineage: Eukaryota; Metazoa; Arthropoda; Insecta; Hymenoptera; Braconidae
Source: the annotation of a GenBank genome assembly
AUGGACAAAAGUAAUAAAAACUUUUCAAGUGCUAGCGAUAUAUCGCUACCUGCUCUUUACUUUAUGAUGGCCUCGGUCUUCUUUUUCUCUGGGUAUCGAGUAGUGAACGCGCACUACUUAAUAGCAAUUUUGCUAUUUCUAAAAUCAUUCUCUCUACUGUUUCAUGGAAUCAACAAUCUCUUUGUAAAGACAAAAAACAAAUACGUAGCGACCUGGGCGAUUCAUUACUCAUCUCAUUUGUUAAACGAAUCAGUAAUAUGUUUAUUUGUAUCAAUCGUUCUGAUCGGAACGGAUUGGGAUUUUAUAAAGCGCAUUCUCGCUGAAAAAGAUGAAAAACUAUUCAGAAUUUUCAUAUAUCUUCAAGUACUGAUGAGCUUGGCAGAAAUAAUUAUAGAAGAAAGCGAUGACGGAGAGGUUGAAUACAAAACAUGGCGAGAUGUAUUUACUCUUGUGGACUCACUUUGUUAUGGAGUUAUUUUAUUGCCUGUGGUUUGGAGUAUUAAACAUUUAAAAGAGUCAGCGAAUAUUCGUGGUAUAACUAUCGUUAAUCACCAGAAGCUUAAUUUAUUCAGACACUUUUACAUCAUGAUCGUUUGUAACAUUUAUUUUCCUCGGAUAGUGAUAUAUUUUUUGAAGGUUACCAUACCAUUUAGAUACAAAUGGUUGGAAGAAUUGUUUAAAGAAAUGGCAACUUUUAUAAUAUUUGUGCUGAGUGGUUACAAAUUCCAACCAGCAAAUCGGCUUUUUAAAACUGAUGAUGAUAUUGGAAGUGAUGAUGAUCAAAUAGAUGUUGUUGUGACAGGUAGAAGUGAAAUUACUCGAAGACUUUCAAAAAGAGCCUAA